CGGGGAAAUGAAUAGAAUUUUGUACAAUUCAAUAUCGUGCGCGAUAACAAAAGGACAGCAGCAGUGGAAGCAGCGCCGGUGACUGACCUAGGCAGAUUGCUGUGUUGCCAGCGGGUAGAGACGGAACGGUGCGAAAAUAAUAUUCUCGGAAGCGUAGGAUGGCGCUACGAUCGAUCGAGUGGAAAAUAAAGGAUCGGCUCGUUAUAACGAUUCGCAGAAAAAUAGUUCCACUUCCAAGUUGAAUCGGAUCCGGGCGGAUGUGAAGGAUUAGCUUAUCCUUACCAUUACUGGGGUGAAAGUGCGUGUGGUUGCAAGAAGUCGAACAUAUGGACCCAACAACAAAAAGAAACUUCUCACUGUGUGCUUCCGUAAUACCGAGCCAAGAUGCGUAGCAGAACGGAAAUGGUGACCACAACCCUGGAGGGUUCCGAUUUUGACGAGGAGACGGAUUUCGAAGACUCCGAGGAAGACUGGCGACCGGAAAAGGGUGAUCCGAAAGCGAUGAAGCGCAAAACGCGCGACAUACUGACCGGCAUGGUCAGUGGAAAGCGUGGCGGUCGCAGUAAUAGUAGCAAGCGGGGCCGCAAACCCGCCGCCAAGGGCCGUGGCGCUGGAAGAAAACGCAACUCCGAAGACUACGAUGAUGACGACGACGACGAUGACGAUGAUGACGAUGACGAUGAUGAUGAUAGUCGGUUCGAUAGUGAGGGUAGUGGCAGCUCCACUCCACCGGUACCGAAACGGGGUCGAAAGUCCGGCGCCACACCGCAGCGUGUGUACGGGCGCAAAGGCAAAAGCAGCAGCAAGACAUCACCGUCCACAUCGAAGGGGGGCUCGAUGGGACGGAUGAAGCAGAGUCCCAGCUCGGAGCAGUCGGUAAGACCGAUCCAGCGCAAGGUCGUCAAUACGGCGAGCAGUUUUCCGGACAAGAGCGGCUACCUGAAGCUGUUCGUUAGCCGGGCGGACCUGGAGGAAGGCAUACGGGACAAUCUGAAGGUGUGUCUGUGGCGUCGGGACGGUUCCAGCUUGCUGCAGAAAUACUUUCGAGAUAAAUCGGUCGACGCAAACACGCCACAGUUCACCUCCUCGAUGGUGUAUUCCUGCUGGGAGGAUAAACGGGCCGAUGAGUAUAUGGAGGUGAAGGUGCGCUGCAUCGAACAGACGAAACAGUUGCGCGUACAGAUCAUCGAUGUGGAAGCGACCGAGAUCAGGGCGAAGGAAGAGUACCAGAAGUACAUGGAGCAGUAUGGCAAGUCGAGCGAUUCGAGCCAGGGCAGUGAUCGAUCGAACGGCGGUAGGAAUCGUUCGCGAUCGGAUGCCGGCGGCAAGAAGACCAAUCGCAGCACGGGAGAGGAUACGGAUGAGCGUGACGAGGCGAACGACCAGGAGGAGGAAGAGUACGACGAAGCGGACGAGGAAGAAGAAGGAAGUGAAAUUCCUUCGCAGGAAGAAUGAGAUUCGGCUGGUGGGGGAGGGGAUUCGGCAUAAGAAGUAGGGGAAUACCCGGGUGCUAAUAACAGCCGCCUUCCCCACCAGAAAAGGACACGUGUGACACACAGCAUAUACUAAUUUAUAUUAUUUCGUACGUGAUUUCCUCGUACGCUGCUGCAGCUCCGUCUCUGACGACUGAGGCAUGAGAUUUGAGACGAAUUGUAUCUUCUUCCUUCGGCACGAAUGUUCUCGGCAGCCAGGCAGAAGGAAAGAGGGCCGAAUUCGACCGAACAUACAAUCCUGUUAGCAUGUAAUUGUAUUAAGAAAAAAAAAAGUGUCAACACGUAUUCUAUUGAAAAAAAAACGAACAAUACUUGCACACACUUACACGCUAGCAAAGUAAGAUAGUAAGGCGACGGAUACUCGUGUAAAUCUUCACACAUUUUAAAUGUUAAUGUUUAUGGAUGCCCCCGCGGCAGUGUACCACGUGCGUACUGUAGUAGUAAUAGUAGGUACACACUUGACUGAACUUCUUGAGCAUGAACUUUCGUAAUUUAGUACUUUAUAGUAGUUCCCUUCCCGACAACAUCAUGACACGCGCGUUUGCAGGCAGGCUUUGCAAUGGCGACAGCCAAUUUAAGGGUUAAGGGCCGCCGGAUGUUUGCCAAAACGAAAGAUCGAUUUAAUGAAGAAAAAACACACACAUUGAAUAAUCAUCUGCACUUAGGCACUGGAUAAGGACGGAAACGGAAAUGAGGGAGCGACUGAAGACGAACUCGUAGUGCAAUGUAUCUCGUCCCCUCCACUCUCUGUCACUCGCACGAUUAAUGAAAUUAUUAAAAAUAAACGCGAUUCAUUGUUUUAAAUGGAAUUAUCAGUGGAAAAUGACGGAAA
Anopheles arabiensis is the source of this 2325-nucleotide messenger RNA. RefSeq names its product nucleolin. Bases 385 to 1455 code for a protein of 356 amino acids. The record is from RefSeq and is a predicted model, not a curated record. Lineage: Eukaryota; Metazoa; Arthropoda; Insecta; Diptera; Culicidae. The transcript is spliced from 3 exons.